Patella vulgata (common limpet) is the source of this 6637-nucleotide messenger RNA. RefSeq names its product dnaJ homolog subfamily C member 5. NCBI's taxonomy places the organism in Eukaryota, Metazoa, Mollusca, Gastropoda, Patellidae. The coding region runs from base 116 to 766 and encodes 216 amino acids. The record is from RefSeq and is a predicted model, not a curated record. Gene Ontology annotation, biological process: regulation of neuromuscular synaptic transmission. Gene Ontology annotation, cellular component: type Is terminal bouton. The transcript is spliced from 6 exons.
AAUGAGUUUCAGAGGUUGGAGAGCUGAAUAUAAAUAAUGGCAAUACAUGUCAAAUAACCGCAAUUUUGGGUUAAAAGAGAAUCUCUGAGGGAACUAAGUGUUUCAGUAAUCAGCAAUGGCCUCAAGACCAAGAUCGUUUUCCAAGAGUGGUGAUUCUUUAUAUCAACUAUUGGGUGUGCCAAAAACAGCCUCUAGUGAUGAUGUUAAGAAAGCAUAUAGAAAGUUGGCAUUGCGAUGUCAUCCAGAUAAGAACCCAGAUAAUGAGGAGGCACUUGAAAAGUUUAAAGAAAUAAACCGAGCUCAAUCUAUAUUAAUGGACAAUACUAAAAGAGGCAUUUAUGAUAGAUAUGGGUCAUUAGGGAUAUAUGCUGCUGAUCAAUUUGGAGAAGAAAAUGUUAAUACAUAUUUGGUGCUAACUAGUGGCUGGUGUAAGGCACUUGCAAUCUUUUGUUGCUUUCUCACGGGUUGUUAUUGUUGUUGCUGUUGUUGUUUAUGUUGUAACUUCUGUUGUGGAAAGUUUCGGCCUCAGGCACCGGAAGAUGAAGGUGAUUACGCAAACCUGCAUGAGGAAAACAGUACACCAGAAGAUGGUUCACCUAUUACUUCCCAACCUGUUACUGCCCAACCUGGUACUGCCCAACCUAUUCCCAUGCCAAUGCCUGCUUCCAAUGCAACAGAUGAUACCACCGAAAAUUCCAGUUUAAAUAAAGAUGUAAAGCCUACUUAUGGAGGUGCUGAAGUCAAAUCUGAUCCUUUAAGUAGCUGAUAAAUUCAUAAAAUAGAACAAAAUAAUAAAGAGUAUUCUAUAUAUAUAUUGUAAAUUUGAUGUAAUUUAACUCUAUUGGUCACAUAUACAUGUACCAGUACAUGAUUUGAGGUAUAUUAUACUCUACACAGGACAGGCUAUGGAUUUUUGAGAAAUCCAAUAACGUUUUAAUUAAUUUUUUGGUGAAUGUUCUACGGUUGCUAUUUUCAAAGAUAGGUUGCCAGACAGGUAUGUCAAUCAAGCAGUCCACAAGAGUUGUCAGGUUGUCACUUAAUUAUUCUUUUGUAGCUAAUGGGAAAACUCUUUACUUUUAAUUUUUACAGUGUUUAUGUUCAUGAGAUGAACAGGGCCUGCUCUGGAGAAAAGUUUCAUUAGCCAAAAUUUGGAACAUGUUUCAUAUUAUUUUCGGGCAAAUUCUCGGCAAAAUGACAGUAGAGCAUCAUUGUCAUAAAACCAACUCCACUGGCCCGAUUGUGGACAAUUGAUUAUCCAGUUGGCAACUAUGUUAUGUUAAAGUUAUGCGCCUGGAUAACAUUUCUUUUAUUUUCAUUUGAAACAAUGGCUGCCGAUAAUCAGGAUAAUAAAUCCUUUGUAUGUAUCGUUGCAUCCUUACUAGCCAAAAGGGAUUUCUGUUCGCCCAUGUGAAUGAAUUUUUUGCCAUUGGCGAGCAGCCAGGGCUGGCCCUGGAUGAAAAAGAAGCCUAUUUAUUUUCAGCAAUUUCCAAUAAUUACUGUCAAAGAUUUAGCCCUUUAUCAAUUUGAUUGUUACUCAGUUUUUAGUGUCUUGGACAUGCUCCCAUUACCUGCUUGGAUGACUUAACUACUGUGGGCACACGCUUUGCUGCCUGGCAACUUAUCUUUAAACUUAAAAUCACAUCAUUUAUUUUAAAUCUGGACAUCUUUAUUAUAUAGUAUUCUGACCUAAAUUAAAGUUAUUGAAAGUAAUUUCAAGGAUUUUAAAUCUCUAUUUUAAAGUACAAUGUUAUGAGAAUCUCUAAAAGGAAAAUUGGUCCAACAAUGGCUCAGUUCUGGUCAGUACUUACAAAGAUAUGCGACAUCCUCUGCAGAUGAUAUAAAUAGGAUAUGGUCAAAAACGUCGCCAGUAAUCUUUGCUAAAAAAAUUUGAUGACUUUGUUUUUAAUCCCUUUGACUCCAAUCUUCGAGAUUAUCUACAGUUGAAUUUUUAAUUCUGUUUCUCAAUGUUAAACAAGCAAUUUAAGGGCACUUUAGUGUGAAUUAAGCCAUGGAAAAUUUGAUAUUUUACAGAAAAUGCAAAUGAAGCACAGAGACUUUUAAGAUUUAAAUUUGCAACUUUUUUGUUUAAAAGUUAUUUUUUUUAAAAAGAACAAUAUCUUGGAAAAAUUAUUGUAGGUUUUUAAGAAGAUAAAUAUAGCUAUGCUAUCAAAUUAAAAUCAGAUUAUAAUUUAUUACUGAUUACAGCACCAAAUAUAAAACGAAACAGAACUGACUUCUGUUUAUAAUUGAUUUCUAAGACAUUUAUUGAUAAAAUAUUAAUAGUAUAUAUCUAUCUAAAUUGUACAAUAAAAACAUGGUUUUGAAUUUGAUGGUCAUGGAAUAUAACAUAUCAAACCUAUUGUACAUUAGUACACAUUUCAUUAUUAUAGAGUAAUUAGCCAUGACAUUUCCACAUUUAAAACAGAUGAUCCAUAAACAGCUUAAACAGAGAAAAUGCACUAUUGUACCUAAAAGAUGCGGGGAUUUUUUAUUUUGCAUUCUAGGUAAUUAAAUCUGACUGAUAAAUUUUUAAUUGGAAAGGUAAAUGUGAUCUUUGCUACUACGCAUUGUUUAAAUUUUACAUCAUAUCAAGUAAGAUGUUAUCUGGGACCUAUAUUAAUUUUUUGAUCAUUACCUGUUGUAGGAUAUUAAUGUUGUCAGAACAGUUGUUGUUUAUCUUCUUGUCUUUUUUUACAAUUAGUUAUGUGUUUUACUGUUUCAAUAUUUCUACCACAUUUCAAUCAAAUUUAAAGAGGCAUACUCCUUAGUGAUAAUCAUUAUUUCUAAUAAAAGCCAGAAAUUCAGUUUAAAUGUUAUUAAGAUUUUAAAUUAUAAAGAAUUUCUAUGUAUAUGACAUUAUAAUGGAUAUAAUUGAUCAUUGCUAUUGUUUAUGUAUUAUACUAAUUUUAACAAUAUGAUUAUUGUACAUAUAUAUAUUCUUAAUUUAAUCCAUCUGUACAUCAUCUAUAUGUACAUGUAUGAUGGGUGAUGUACUGUUAUAUAAAGAUGUGAUAUUGAUACUACUGUGUGAACCAUCGUAAAUUUUAACCGCAUUUCUUCGAUUAUGAACAAACUACUUAACUUUCGUUAUUAUAAACUUACCUGUGUGUUUGAAAUCAACUCCCAUCCAAUAAAAUCCAUUGCACAACUAAAUAUCCCAACAUAUUAAAAAGUUCUCUCUUGACAAAUUUGACUAUUUUACUUGUAUUUUCGACUGAGUAGACGACAACAAUGUUUUCGUUACGUGUUGGACGACCCCAUUGCAGCUGUUGUGGGGGUGGUUUAAUUUUGACAGAUAGUUUGAUAACCAAGUGUUCCAAUGAAAACAAAGCGGAUUUAUAUUGAAACCAUGGACCGUAUAAUUUUUCAACCCAAUAAGUAUUCAUAUCCGGUAGUGACGAAUUUCUCCAGUUUAGUACUUUGAAAUUUCCAAAUGCAGCAGUUGAAACUUGUGGAAUGAUCGAUUUCAAUAUUUUCGUAGUUUUUGUAAGCAUUUUGGUUUUGCUAAAUACUCCAAAUUCCCGCAUCUACGUAGGAUUUUUAAAUUAUGAAAAUAAAGUUCAGGUAUAAUACUGUCCGGAAUGAUGAUUAAUUGUGCAGAAGUAAAAAUUAAAAGAAUGUUUUAGUAGGUUUGUUUUUAACGAAAACUCGACAUGUUUUUUUCGAAUUCACAUGGGCGCGUCCGAAGUAAACAAAGACGAUGUGUUGAUACAUUUACUACAUUUAUAGUAGUCUAUCUAUGUAUGGGUUGCAAAGAAAAAAAGAGUAGCAAGAUUAAUAAAAAAAUAUUAUGAAUUGAUUUAUGUGUCUUUGCUUUUAAACUUAAUACUGGUAAUUGCGCGAGGGGAGGUAAUUUUAUUUUAGUCACGAUUGUCCGGUCUUUUUUUGUGUCGGCACAUCAUUCUAAAGGUUUCGUGGACGUUUCCUGUUCAUCUAUAUACACGGUCCAUAUUGAAACCAUUGAUCGCCAGUCUAUCUAAUUUUAUUCACAAUGAAAAUAUCACUGAUACUCGUGAAAAUAUAAACUAAAAAUGUGUUAUUAAUUUAUCAUAUUAAAGAUAGUCAUGGGUUAUCUUUAAGGCCCAUAAAACAAAUGUAAUUGUUUUUUUGCAGCAUAUGUGUUCAAAAGAAAAUUAUCUCAUCCGAGUAGCUAAUCAAAUAAUUAAAACAAAAUAUUUGAAAAGGUAAAGUUAUAAAAUUUGCAGAGAAUUUACUAGAAUGUAAAAGACAGCAAUAAAAUAAAAGAAUACGGACAGGUGUGUGAAUGUCCAAACUCAAUGCCGAGCCGAGAUUUGUAGCUUUUUCUUAAACCAAACUUGAAUUGUCGUAAAAGUGCCGAUUUGCUAUACUGUCACCCCUUAUACAAAAUGAUAUCUCCCGGAGAGUGACGUAAUCAGCUUCCAUAUUGGUAUUUUUCUGUGUCAAAGUUUGUGGGAAUUCAAUUUUUCAAGAGAGGUGUUUUUUAUUCGUUGGGAUAAUUAGUUGUGCAGUGGAUUUUAUUUAACGGGAGGUGAUUUCAAACACACAGGUAAGUUUAUAAUAACCAAAGUUAAGUAGUUUGUUCAUAAUCGAAGAAAUCCGUUUUAAAUUUACGAUGGUUCACACAGUAAUAUGUAAAUCAUGAGGAAUGGUUCUACUAAUUAUUAAGACUGGCUAGGUAUUAAAGUGAUGCUCCAUUAUGUUCUGUAUUCUGAACAAAGAUAGGUAAUUGUGACAGUUACAAGUACUCAGCUGCCCCUGUUCAUGCACUGGUAUUAAAAAAUAUGUUAUUGAUGUUACCAAUACUACCAGAUCUUUAAUAUGGUAAUAUUAGUGGUGUUGAAGUUAACUGUUAGUGGUUUUACUACCUUUUGCACUUGACAGUUGCUAGUUCUAGUUCCAUCAGUGAUGUCAUGAAUGCAAUCUUCAAUUUUGUGUGGUAUUUGAACGGCAGGGUCUAGAAAGUUUUCAACUGUUGAUUGUAGAAGUUGUCAUCGUUAUCUAUCUGUUAUAAUCAGUGCUCACUCUGGGUUUCAUUUUUUUCCCGCCAAUUUCUCAUUUUUAUUUAUUAGCCAUAUAUUUUUUCCGCCAAAAAAAAAAGAAAAAAAAAGUAUCUAUUAUAUCUUUUCGGUAAUAUAUACAAUAUACAUAUGAUAUUAUAACUAACAAAAUUCCACUUUACAAAGUGCAAUAGACUUUAACAACUGUAUAUGCACGGCGUGGAAAUCAAAGCUUUGUGGCAAUAAAAAUUUAUCACCAUGGUCAAAAAAGAAUCGCCACACAGGAAAAAGUUAUCGCCAAAAAUUUCGCCAGACUCAAUAUUUUAUUGCCAAAAAUAUAUUUUUAUCGCAAUUGGCGGAAAUGGCGAACGACAGCGUGAGCGCUGGUUAUAAUACAGAAAUAGUUUGACCUAAAUUAUGGACUGAUUUAUUAAUCUUAUUAAAAAAAAAUUUGUUGGAGAUAUCACUUUGAUGAAAGCAGACUUUACAUAAAGCUAUUUCAUACCGACGUCAGAUCAUGUGUUGUGAUGAUAUGUUCAAUGAAAAAUGAUGUAUUAUUCACAUUAUGUUCAGUGAAAGUAAGAAAGAAAGUGGUGUUUAUUUUAUUUCAUGAAUUAAAUUAUACUAUUUCAUGCUAUGUCAGUUCAUAACAUCUCCAUGCUAAGCCUUUUAGACAAUAGUUUGACAUACUAUAAUUCAUCUAUUUUCACUGAUAUUCUGUAAUAUAAUAUAAUAUAAACACCAGAGAGUUAAUUAAUCUCAGGUUUUGUAGCUUAUUUAUCCCAUACAAUAGACAUGCAAAAGAUCAUUUUAUGUAGCAAAUAAGAUACAUGCAUUUUAUUAGCGAUCAUUUUGUAUGUGAAAGGCUUUAUAUUCCAUGAUGGAAAUAAUGUGGUUAGCUUUUUUGUCAUGUGUUUAUUUAAAGAUACAUUAUGGGAGAUUAGAUAAAGAGCUGGCAGUUCUCACUAUAAUAGUUAAAAACUAGAUAAUGUAAAGGCAAUUUGCUGAAAAUUUCAGUCAAAUUGAUCCACUAUGAACUGAGAAUUAAGCGAUUGAAAUUUUAAUUCUGAUGAAAGGCCAUAAGAAAGAGUUUUACAAUAUUGGACUGUUUUGCAUAAUAGAUUAAAGCUAAUGAUCGUCAUUUGAGGGAUUUUGAAUCCCUUGCAAGCUAUAAUAUUGUGAAAGUCAAAUAGCUGUAAGGAAUAUCAAUCUAAAAAUGGUUCAAUUCCAUUCAGUCUUGAUGAAGAUAUGAUGAAUUGAAAAUUUUGAAACACUCUGCAGACAAUAUAAACAAACCAGUGCUCUCUUUUAAUGUGACUUUUUAAAAUCCAAUUGAAUCUAAGCUGGGAGAUUGAUUACCCUUCAUAUUUAAAUUUUGUUAAACGUUAAAUAAUAGAUUAAGCUGGGAACAAUUAGAUAUUGUCUGGGAAAUGCAAAAUGAUAAUCAGCGGCUUUAUUAAUCUUCUUGUGCAAUACUUUUAAAUCCAAACAUUUUCUCUCUGUCUCUAAUUAGUGGUAUAUGCAUUUAUAACCAGUUUGCUGAUCAUAAUAAUGUAGCUAAAUCAUUGUGAUCCUUUAUUUUACUGUUGUUGUUUUUUUUCUUGUCUACUCAGAUUUCAAUUAGGUAAAUACAAUAAAACCAUUGUUGAUGAAAAUAA